GCGGAGGAGCAUCAUUAGAUCCGAUUGCCGCAGUGACCAAGUGUCCGCCCUCCAGAGUAUCGCCGCCCGCGCUUGCAUGAUGUGGGUGAGGCGCCCGAUGGGCGGCCCCUUGUGGCGCGGUGGGCGUGCCGGCGAGAGGAAGGUCGCGUGAUGGCAACGCCCCAGAGCCGAGUGUCUCACGCCCCUAGCACCGAGAACCUGCUGGCUCCGCCCAAGGCCGAGACGCCCCUCUGCGCCAUGCCGCGCCCUCUGAUCACAAUGGGCGAGAGCGCCGACAGUGGCGACAGCGUGACGGCGUCGCUCUUCCCCUCCAGCGCCGCCGUCGUCGGCCAGCGCUGCCCCCCCGACGCGCAGCACGACGCGGGCGCCACGCGCUCCGUCCCCGACAUCGAGCUGCACGCCCGCGAGGUGAGCACGAGGCCCGAGUACCGCGGGUACCGCCUGCUGGCGCCGCAGGUGCGGUGCUCGUGCUCACACCUGCCUCGCGCGCCGUCCCGCGAGAGCGUGCGCUCCGUGCAGGGCGGCAGCGAGGUGGUGGUGGUGGCGCCCACCUCGUACCGCGACCGCAUCAUCCGCCAACACUCGCAGCCCGAGACCUGCCUGCACUGCCACCACCCGAAGCCCUCCGCCUCCCUGCGCCACCUGCCGCGCCUCGACUCCUGCUCCGCCACCACGCACGCCGCCGAGGGCAUCGCCACCAUCGCCGCCGACACGCUGCGCAUCAACGGCGCGCUCAGCUCGUUCAAACAGCUACGCAAGCCGGUGUCCACCUUGUCGAUCCCUGGCUCGAUGAAAGGCGGCACGGGCGGGGGAGGCGGGCGUGGAGUCGAGGGCGAGGACCCGGCCAUAGCACUGGUGGGCGUGCGCUCGGAGUACCCACGAUACACGGAGGAGAAAACUGGAGGAGGCUCGGGGAAAACGGCCUCCUUCAGGCUCCGGAAUAAGCCCAACGUCGGCUACCGGCUGGGGCGGCGCAAGGCCCUGUUCGAGAAGCGCAAGAGGAUCUCCGACUACGCCCUCGUCAUGGGUAUGGUGGGCAUCAUCGUCAUGGUCGUUGAGAAUGAGCUCUCCUCUGCCCAAGUCUAUUCGAAGGCUUCCUCCGCCUCCCACGCCCUGAAGACUUUGAUCAGCGUGUCAACGGUCAUCCUGCUGGGGCUAAUUUGUGCCUACCACGCGCUCGAGGUUCAGUUAUUCAUGAUUGACAACUGCGCCGACGACUGGCGCAUCGCAAUGACGUGGCAGAGGAUAGCGCGGAUAGUGAUGGAGCUCCUGAUCUGCGCAGUACAUCCUAUCCCGGGCGAAUAUUCCUUCUUCUGGACCACCAAACUCUCCAACCAGGGCGGGGUGGUCGACUCCCAGUGGGUCCCGAUCGACAUCACGCUCUCCCUGCCAAUGUUCCUGCGGCUCUACCUUAUAUGUCGAGUCAUGUUGCUACACUCUAAGCUCUUCACCGACGCUUCCUCGAGAAGCAUUGGCGCCCUCAACCGCAUCAACUUCAACACGCGGUUCGUCCUCAAAACGCUAAUGACCAUCUGUCCAGGCACUGUCUUGCUGGUGUUCAUGGUAUCACUCUGGAUCAUUGCGUCAUGGACUCUCCGCCAGUGUGAGAGGUACCAUGAUGAAGAACAUGCCAAUUUGUUGAACGCCAUGUGGCUUAUAGCGAUCACAUUCCUUUCCGUGGGGUACGGUGAUAUAGUCCCAAAUACAUACUGUGGGAGGGGUAUUGCGGUGACUACUGGAAUAAUGGGGGCCGGAUGUACUGCGUUAUUGGUCGCUGUUGUCUCCCGUAAAAUGGAGCUUACCAGAGCUGAGAAGCAUGUUCACAAUUUUAUGAUGGACACACAGUUAACAAAGAGGUUAAAAAAUUCGGCGGCUAACGUUCUGCGUGAGACGUGGCUAAUAUACAAACACACCAAACUUGUCAAAAAGGUUAACCACGGUCGAGUCAGGACGCACCAGCGGAAGUUCCUGUUGGCCAUUUACGCGCUGCGGAAGGUCAAAAUGGACCAGCGGAAAUUAAUGGACAACGCCAACACCAUCACUGAUAUGGCAAAGACACAAAACACCGUGUACGAGCUGGUGUCCGACAUGAACGGGCGUCAGGACGUCCUGGACGAGCGCGUGACGACGAUGGAGGACAAGCUCACGCAGAUCCAGGAGUCGCUGGACUCGCUCCCCGACGUCCUGGCUCGGUGCCUGCAGAAGCACCAGGAGCUCCUUGAUCAAAGGCGAGUCGCCGCCCCAUCCUCCAACUCCCUCCACCCUGACAUGGCAGCCCGGCCGGGGGGCUACCCGGCGCUCACGGGCAGCCAGUCCCCGCGGGGCUCGCCCGUCUGGCAGCAGCAGCAGCAACAGCAGCCACCACAACCGCAAGGAAACGCACCUCCAAUAUUCCCCCGGGCCAGUCUGAGCCCGACCUUGCAAUCAGGGGAGCGGUCGCCCCCCGCGCCGGCGUCGCUCAGCGGGCAGUCGCUGCCCAAGUCGGAGGCGUGAAGCUAAGCCGUCCAACCGCGGGCAACAGCAGAAGUAAAAGUAGCAACCACAGCUGUUUGUAGGCUACUGUUGAUGUCCGCGCCUUACACGCUUCUACACUCGCCAACACCCCAGUACGUCUCACAUCUCUCUCCUGCUGCCCUCAUCUCCUGCCACGGCGGGCCGAGGCGCUCGCGGCCUCUGGGACUCGCCGGGCGCCGCACUCUCCAGGUCGACACUUCACCGCUCUCCCUCAUCACUCAGUGCAUAAUGUGAUAUUAGACAAGACACGGCUGUAGGGAGGAUCACCUCUGCCGGUCGGGUACAGCAGUUCGAGUGAGACUCCCGGCGUAUAGUUAUAAACUUCUACUGAUAUUAAACAUUUCCUUGAACAUUCUAACGGCACUUUAGAAAGGGUGUGUUAACUCUGUGUAGCAUGAUUAUGGAUGGUAAUGCAUCUACAAGGAAAGGACUAAACCUGUUCAAAGGUUUCGAUACUCCUUUGCAAAUAUGGUGCUCUUUGGGAAGUUAUAAGGCUCUGACAGUAUUCUCCGCUCUCUGGCAAGUUAUGACACGAUGCUGUUGAGAUGCUUCUGUGAGGGUGACAGAUACUACCUUGACUGGCGCUCUGCCGCCAGUGGAAUGAAAAUAAUGCCCAGGUCAGAGGACAGAGUUAUUCAAGAACAUCAAAAUGGCAGAUGGUGACCUGAAAUGGCCCGAGGAAGUCAGUGACCCAGGGGGAACUUGACGGGCCGCAGGGGACACACACACACACACCCGCACGUCACCCCAAGUUGAUCGUUCUUGAAUAAUCUGCGUAGAAGACCAAAUUUUCCCUGGCAUUGCGGUGGUGGUCCUCAAGGCUGAAGUCCCAGGUGGACCUCCACACAAAACUCAAGAGAGCCACCACCCAAUGGAGGAAUUACUUGGGUCUUGCUAGACGAUAGGUAUCAGCGCUUAUUAGUUAGGUGGACCGGGUGACGGCCUCCGUUCGGUAGAAAAGGAGGGGUUACCGUGCCUGUUACAGAGAAUAACACACGUACAAAAACAUACAUUUCGUUAUCUCUUUAAGUCCUCUCUCUCUCUCUAUCUAUCUAUCUAUCUAUCUAUCUAUCUAUCUAUCUAUUUAUCUCUCUCUCUC
Molecule: messenger RNA, 3613 nt
Organism: Penaeus chinensis
Lineage: Eukaryota; Metazoa; Arthropoda; Malacostraca; Decapoda; Penaeidae
Gene: SK
Product: small conductance calcium-activated potassium channel protein-like
Exons: 10
Coding region: 151-2493 (780 amino acids)
Biological process (GO): potassium ion transmembrane transport
Cellular component (GO): neuronal cell body; neuron projection; plasma membrane
Molecular function (GO): calmodulin binding; small conductance calcium-activated potassium channel activity
Source: RefSeq, a predicted model, not a curated record